ACAUGAAUCCCCAUCUUCAAGCAUAGAGCUCAUGAGUACUCUCUCGCUCACUGAGUCACCGACCAGAGUAAACCACUGGAGAUAAAUUAAGAAAGAAAUCAGGGCGGGGAUUUUUGGGGCUGGGACUAGUCUCAGAUGGGAAGGAAUCCAGCUGCUUGUUCAAAGGAGGGCUUGAAUAGGGGAGCAUGGACAGCUACGGAAGACAACAUACUCACAGGAUAUAUCACAAUGCAUGGUCAAGGAAAAUGGAGAGAUCUUCCCAAAAGAGCAGGGCUUAAGAGAUGUGGGAAGAGUUGCCGACUAAGAUGGAUAAAUUAUCUUCGACCUGAUAUUAAGAAAGGCAACAUAACCAGUGACGAAGAGGAGCUCAUUAUUAGGCUUCACAAUCUCUUGGGGAAUAGAUGGAGUCUGAUAGCAGGGCGACUUCCAGGCCGAACAGGCAAUGAAAUCAAGAACUACUGGAACACCAAGUACAUCAAUAAUGGAAAGAAAGUCCAAGAUCACCCUAAGUACCCUGCCUCUGAACGGACACGGCCAUCAAAACAAGCACAAGAAGAGUCAAAUCUGGGUCCAGAAUUAGGGUCAGCUGGAAAAGCAACUGAAGCAAAUACAGGCUCAGAUCAUGUGAUCUGUACCGAGGGAACUAGGUGCACCAAAGUUGUCCCAACCUCGGGGCAAGAAGAACUUCAUGAAGAGGAUCAACUUGACAGUAAGCCAGUGGUUGAAUCUUUAGGCCGUCUUCAUGAACCAGUUGAGUUUUCAAGAUUCAUUUUGGAGGAAAAUAAUCCGCCCAACUUCAUGAUGGAUUUUGAGAUGGAUGAAAUCUUCCUUUCGGAUUUUCUCAACAUGGAUUUCUCUCAGCUAUGCUGUUUUGAAAAUGAGGGUGUUAAUUUGAUGCUGUAGUACUACUAGAUCGAUGUGCUUCAGAGCUGUACUGUUAAUCUUGUUUGUGUAAUCAUGUCUUUGUACGUGUUGCUGCAUUAUUAUUGUAUUAAUAAUAUGUAUUACAUAUAGCUAGCUAGCUAGCUAGUGACAUGCAUGAGUACGUGGUAA
Molecule: messenger RNA, 1053 nt
Organism: Juglans regia (Persian walnut)
Lineage: Eukaryota; Viridiplantae; Streptophyta; Magnoliopsida; Fagales; Juglandaceae
Product: transcription factor MYB1-like
Exons: 3
Coding region: 136-903 (255 amino acids)
Source: RefSeq, a predicted model, not a curated record